AUGGAGCAUCCAAAGCUAAAGCCUGAGCACUCAUCACCGCCAAGAGCGAACGAAUUUGUGAAAGGAUGUCUCCCCUUUAUUGUCGGAUGUGGCUCUGGCAUGGUCGCCACUACCUGCAUCCAGCCCAUAGAUACGAUCAAGGUUAGGAUGCAGCUGACGGAUCGAAGUAAUGGCAAACUAUCCCCAUGGUACGUUGCGAGAAAUAUUGUCGCAAGCGAUGGGGUUGUCGGCCUCUAUCAAGGCCUUUCCGCUGGCCUUCUCCGGCAACUUGUCUAUGGAACAUUGCGUCUAGGCCUUUUCUCAACCUUUGAGCAACAACUCGAGCGCAGGGCUCACGCACAAAAUAGAUCCCUCGGAUUCCAUGAGCGGGCACUCGCUGGACUCGGCGCUGGGGCGCUGGCGGCCUUCAUAGGGAACCCAACAGAGGUCGCCCUAAUUCAAAUGCAGGCAGACAGAAUGCGACCGAUGCAACAACGGAGAAACUACUCUUCGGCUUUCAAUGCACUAGGGCGCAUUGCAAAAAAUGAGGGCAUUUUUAGCCUUUGGAAAGGCGCCAAACCAACCAUUGUUCGAGCAAUGUCCACCAACCUCGGCCAACUGGCCUUUUUCUCAGAGUCGAAAAAUCAGAUUCAGAAACAUUCAUCCAUGUCCCGAGAGAAGCGAACUACACUGGCAGCUUUCAUCGGUGGCUUCGCUGGAGCAUUCAUAAGCCUGCCAUUUGAUUUUGUCAAAACGCGCCUCCAGAAUCAGUCAAUGUCUGGACCCUCUAGUGGUCUUCCCAUGUACACUGGUACGUUUGACUGCUUUGCAAAGGUUGUGCGAAAGGAAGGUCUUUUCCGAUUUUACCGGGACUUUUGGCCAUAUUUCAUGAGAAUCGCUCCCCAUUCGUAA
Penicillium maclennaniae is the source of this 891-nucleotide messenger RNA. RefSeq lists its product as uncharacterized. The transcript has a single exon. NCBI's taxonomy places the organism in Eukaryota, Fungi, Ascomycota, Eurotiomycetes, Eurotiales, Aspergillaceae. Gene Ontology annotation, molecular function: oxoglutarate:malate antiporter activity. The record is from RefSeq and is a predicted model, not a curated record. Bases 1 to 891 code for a protein of 296 amino acids.